Molecule: messenger RNA, 567 nt
Organism: Pseudoliparis swirei
Lineage: Eukaryota; Metazoa; Chordata; Actinopteri; Perciformes; Liparidae
Product: cytochrome c oxidase subunit 6A, mitochondrial
Exons: 4
Coding region: 129-437 (102 amino acids)
Biological process (GO): mitochondrial electron transport, cytochrome c to oxygen
Cellular component (GO): mitochondrial inner membrane
Molecular function (GO): enzyme regulator activity
Source: RefSeq, a predicted model, not a curated record
CCUGAGUUGAGCUCAGGACAGACUGAAGGCCAAACAAGCAAGAAGAGAAGAAAAUCAAAGUAGUGUGGAGCUUUCCAGAAAAAUAAGAGGAUAUUAAAGCAUAUUGUAUACUGCCUGCCUGAAGAAAAAUGUUUGCGUCUCCAGCUGCUUUGGCCGCUCGGCGGGUGCUUGCGGCUGCGUCGGCUCCGAACCACGAGGGAGGAGCAAAAACCUGGAAGAUACUGACCUUCGUUCUGGCCUUACCUGGUGUUGCCGUCUGCAUUGCCAACGUCUACCUGAAGAUGCAGGCGCACUCCCACGAACAGCCAGAAUUUGUGCCAUAUCCUCACCUGUGUAUCCGCACCAAGAGAUUCCCCUGGGGAGAUGGAAACCACAGUCUGUUCCACAACGCGCACACCAACGCACUGCCUGGCGGCUUCGAGGGGUCCCACCACUGAGAGCAUCGGCCACAUUUCUCAGUUGUGUGUUGCUGCUUGUAUAAAACUUCCGUCUGCAGUGUACUUGGCUUAAGUGUACCGACCGAGGGGCCGCCUAACAUUGAUAAAACCACUUUGUGCUGUAUUACAA